UAUACCAUAAAAAGAACCUUAUUUAAUUUCUGUCUAAUGCUAUAAUGAAUAGAGUAUAGUUAAAAGGAACAGAAAUUACUAUCUAUGAUCCAUUCGUUUCCUGUAAAAAUCAACGUUUGGUAGAGUCGCCAUAUGUUUUUAGUGCUUUCUUUUUUUCUUAAAAUACUUCCUCAUAGCGAAGUGAUGCCUUGCAGUUAAAGAAUCGAUGCGCCGCCGAAUUGACUCGCGGACUCUAGUCACAUCACUAUGGUGAGAGUGACGUUGACGUUAAAAUUGAUUGUUACGAUUUCAGUUGAGAUUUCAAAAUUUAGUUCUUUUGUGUAUUGUUACUCGUUUGAUUUUCUUUGCCUCCGUUUUGCUUUUCUAUAACGAAAGCGUCUGUUUAUUUUGUUUUAAAGACUGCUCUAUUUACCAACCAAUAAAAUGGGUGAACAAGUGGAGGAACAACUAAAUGAUGUCGAUAUGGAUAAUUCUGAACUGACUUUCGAUAAUCUUACAAUUUUAAAAGAAUUUAGCAAUAUUGCUAAUUUGGUUAAAAAUGAAGAUUUUCUUGAAACUGUGCCAAAAGCUAAGUUGAGAAGAGUGAAAUGGGUACCAAUGUUCAACUGCCUUAAACAAGGUAUUUUGGAUGAGAUGGUCCAAGAAUUGAGUGCAAUGUGGCAAUAUGAAAACAUGCAUGAAAAGAUUGAGUCAUUAGAAAAACAAAAAGAAAAAUUCAAUGAAAUUGAUUCUGAAAAAGUCUUGUGGAGACCACAACUUGGUGAUGUCAAAGCACAAUUAAAAGCUAGUGAUAUCAGUAAUCUACAAAAGCAAAAAGUUUUAUUAGAAUCAUUGGCUAAAGAAUAUGAUAGCAGAGUCAACAGACUGAAAAAGACAAUCACAGCUAAGAGGGGCUAUCUAAGAGCACUACAACUAGAUAUACAGAAUUAUCAAAAAAAGAAUGAAGACCUUAUUACAAAAAUUCAUGAAAAAUUAGAAAAUCAUCAUAAUUUGACUAAAAUCAUAUUGCCUAUCAAACAAGAAGUAGAUGAAAUAAAUUGGGUAGACAAAGAUUUGAACAUAAAAGAUUAAUGAGAGAUUAAUCUAAAAAUGCAUCAUGAAAUAUUGAAUAAAAUUUAUAUUUCAGAAAAUUGUACACACCUGAGAAAAAGUACAACAAAAUCUAUGAUAAUUAUUUUAAAAAUCAAUUUUCUGUGUAAUGUAAGUUAUCAAUACUAGUGUAGAUAAAAAUAGAAUAAGUAAGUGAAAGAAUCACAUAAAAAUCUAAUGUCUGCAUUUUUUUACCAGCUAUCUAUUUAGCUCUAUACAAUUUAGUUUUAAAUACUGAGAACAAACAUAUAAUUUAAAUCUGAUAGCAACAUACCUAAAUAGUAAUCAAAUUUAUAAAGCUAAUAAGAUGAAAAGACUUCAUAAAUAAAAUGAUGUUCUAAUAACAAAGUACACUCAAUAAAUUAUACAAUAUUAAAAAUUACAAUUAUUAUUUGUAAAUGCAAACCAAAAUGAAACAAAAAUAAACCUCUUAGUUUAAAUAGUAAUAUUUAUUAAUGAAUGAAAAUCAUUUGAUAUUGUUAACAUAGCUAAAAAUAAAAUUGUACAAUGCAAAACCUGCAUAUAAUUUUAUAAUUAAUAAACCAUUAUAUAGAAAUUGCACUAUUGUUGCGAGGACUACACUGUUACUACCACCAUUAAUUAAAUUAUGAAUUCAUUUCGAGACUUGUUACUGCCAACUGCGAAAGUCUCAAGGGGAGAUCAUGCUAUGUCCAAGAAAUUUUGAAACAUCUACUUACUCUUUAACAAUAAUACUGAGUGCAAAUAAACAUAAAUUUUACUGUGAAACACCACUCUAAACAUAACCAAGUGUGAGUUUAAGGGUCAAUAGAUAGAAACACUUAGUAGCUAUGACAAGAGAAGGUUAAUAUCAUGGUUUAGGCCAGUUCCACAAAAACUAAAAUAUGUAAUAUAAACAAAUGUUAUGUUUUAUAAACAACAAUGUGACUUUUUGUUGAUAUUUUCACCAAUAUGAUAAUACUAGAAUUUUUUCGAAAGUAAAAUCCAAUUUACGUUACUUAUACGAGACCUAUACAUACUUUACAUUUAUAGGCACAUUAGUUACAGAAUAAACAAAGCGAAUGUGCUUUCGAUCCACUACAACUUAAACAUAAUUAUGAAUGUGUUACGACGCUUUGUGUCCAAUGCCCGCAUAUUUAAGACCAUUCUCAUCACUUCAAACUCUUUAAAGUUAACAAAACAAUUUUACUACAACAUUAACAUGUUAUAUUACAUAAAACAACAGGGUAUAAUAUAAUUCGAUAACUAGGGUUGCAAUACACCAGGGAUCGAAAAAGCAAAUAGUCUCAGAGGCGUUGCCGAAUUAUGUCAUCAUCAUAUCCAAUCAAUAUCCCCAAAAUCUCUGUAGAACUAAAUUCAUAAAUUAAUAUCACUCACAUUAAUUAAAAUUAAAAAUAAGAAGGCACAAGCAAGUUGAUAAAUAAAUUUAACAAUAUGCGACAUAUUAUUCGGCUUUGUCCAAUGACUACACUAAACAUAAUAAUUAUAAUACAUGAUAUAAUUAAUUAUUUGUAGCAUUCCUCUCACUGUGCAGCACACUGGAACCCAAAUGUCAGUUAUUUUUUCUUGGGUGGUGACCUUUGAGGUGUGGCUGGUCUCCCACUGUUGAUUCCGUUGUAUUGGUAUUUAGCUUUUUUUUCAGAUGGUUUCAGGAUCUGUUGGCAUUUUGAUGAGUGUUUCAUCAACAGACAUCAUACCACCGGCGUUGUCAAAUUCACCACAGUAGUUGGGUGCUGAGAACAAGGUAACCAGCUGUCUCUUUGCAAAAAAUUCGUAGCCAUCUUCUACUACCUGUGGAAUGUAAAUUGCAUUCAUUUAAAUAAGCUGGUAGGCAAAAAUAAGUCAAGUUUAAUAGAAACACUUUACACCGUAAUAAAUAUCAUUUUUGCAUUUUUUAUGUGAGCUCUGAACAUUUAAAUUAAUUAAAAGCAGGUUUCUAUUUAAUAAUAAUAACUAUAAAUAUUAGACAUCAUCACAUACAUUGCCCACAAUUCAGAUCUCAAACUAAGUAGCUAAAGCACUUUAAUUAUGGAAAUCUGUAACAACAAAACAGAUGCGAGACAGGUAUCAGAUAUUCAGAAUAAAUUAUCCGGAAUAUUGUUUUUGGGGAAACAAAGUACACCUCCAGAGAUGCAAAGCAGAUACCAGAUUAUUUUUUAUAAAAUUUGGAUAUUGCAGAAAUAUUGCCGAGACUUAGUUUUCGAAGCAAAUUAAUAUUUGUAACAUUAUGAUCCUGUUAUUAGGAGUUGAAUAUACCUGAUGAGCACGGCAUAUCAAAUCUAAAUCGUGUCUGUUGAGGAAUUUGCUAACGACGUCGGGUCCAAAAGUGAAUGAUACUCCGCGAUCGUUCUCUCCCCAGCCUUGCACAUCUUUAUCCGGAUCUGACCAUAAUAAGUCGCAGAGUAAACCUGAAACAACGAAAUUGAUUU
Diatraea saccharalis (sugarcane borer) is the source of this 3497-nucleotide messenger RNA. The record is from the annotation of a GenBank genome assembly. Lineage: Eukaryota; Metazoa; Arthropoda; Insecta; Lepidoptera; Crambidae.